AUGAAACAAUUGCAAUACUUGGAUCUUAGCUGGUCCAACUUUUCUCGGAGCAUUACUCCUCAGUUAGGGAACCUUACAAACCUGCGUUCACUUGACCUCAGUUGGAAUGAUUUUGGAGGUAUUCCAAUCCCAGGAUUCAUUGGUUCCAUGAAACGAUUACAACACUUGCAUCUGCAGAAUUGUCACUUUUCUCAUAUUGUUCCUUCUCAGUUAGGGAACCUUUCCAACCUACAGUCACUUGACCUCCGUUGGAAUUAUUUUGGACGCAUUCCAAUCCCAAAAUUCAUUGGUUCUAUGAAACAAUUACAACACUUGGAUCUUAGUUGGUGUUACUUUUGUGGGAGCAUUCCUCCUCAGUUAGGAAAUCUUACCGAGGUACGCUCACUUGACCUCAGUUCGAAUGAUUUUGGAGGCAUUCGAAUCCCUGAAUUUAUUGGUUCCCUUAAAAAAUUACAACAAUUGUCUCUUGUGGAUAGUCAGUUUUCUAGAAUUGUUCCUCCUCAGUUAGCGAACCUUACCAACCUACGCUCACUUGGCCUCAGCAAGAAUGAUUUUGGAGGCAUUCCAAUCCCAGAAUUCAUUGGUUCCAUGAAACAAUUACAUCACAUGUUUCUUAGCCGUUCUAACUUUAUUGGGAUCAUUCCUCCUCAGAUAGGGAACCUUACCGACCUACACUCACUUGAUCUCUCAUGUAACUCUUUGUGUUCUGGAUCUCUUUCUCCACAUGGUUUUGUAUUAGAAUCACUCAAAAUAUUGGACUUGUCCAAUAAUCACUUUAACGGAUCAAUGCCAGACCUGAGAGUAUUUCCUUCACUGACAGAAUUGCAUCUUUCGAAAAAUAACUUUACAGGCUCCAUACCUGUCAGUAUUAGUCAACUCUCCGAGCUUCGAGUUUUAGAUCUUUCUGGUAAUGCUUUGGAAGAUUCAGUUCCUCUAAGCAUUGGCCAUCUCUCCAAGCUUCAAGGUCUAGAUCUUUCUAAUAAUUCUUUGGAAGGUUUAGUCAGUGAGUCCCACUUCUCCAAGCUUCAUAAGUUAAGGAUAUUGAAUAUUGCCUCUAAUUGGAGUCCUCCUUUUCAGUUGGACAGAUUAUAUUUAGUCAGGUGUAAUGUGGGCCCAUAUUUUCCAAAAUGGCUCCAAACUCGGAGGAAUUUGGCAAUACUUUAUCUCAUUAGUGCCAAUAUACGAGAUGAAGCCCCCAACUGGUUAGGAAGUAUGUCUCCUCGAUUGGAAUACUUAUUUCUCUCCUAUAAUCAAAUAAGGGGUACACUUCUGGAUCUCUCAUUGACAUCCAUCAAGUAUAUGGAUCUUAGUUACAAUCAAUUCUUAGGUCCUUUAUCAUUACUUCCUCCCAAUGCUACCGUAAUAAACUUGGGUGGAAAUAUGUUAUCGGCUUCGAUGUCAUCUAUCUGCAAAACUCGCCUUCAAGAUCUUCAAAUAUUUGACCUUUCAAAUAAUCAGUUGGAAGGAAUGGUUCCCAAUUGCUGGGAGAAUAUGCCCCUCUUGUGGUACCUCAAUCUGGCUAACAACAAUUUUUCGGGUGAAAUUCCUGGCUCUCUUGGCUCUUUGGAUAGCCUCUAUGUACUACAAUUGCAUGGCAAUAAUUUAUUUGGCGAGAUGCCAUAUAAUUUGAGACUUUGCCAAAGCUUGAGAUUGAUUGAUGUUGGAGGUAACAAGUUAACAGGAGAGAUCUCCACUUGGAUUGGUCAGAUGUAUGAGAUGAUAAUUCUAAACCUUCGUGGAAAUAAAUUGCAUGGCAGUAUUCCUCCCGAGAUAUGCAAUCUUACAAAUAUUCAAGUUCUGGAUUUAUCGAUAAACAAUCUGUCUUCAAUAAUACCUGAUUGCUUCGACAAUUUCACUCUCUUGUCAAGUGAGAGUAUCAGUGGCACAUAUGCUUAUGUUAAUACACGGUUUGGAGGGUACGAAACAUGGGAGUAUGCAUAUUCAUCAUUUAAAUGGAAAGGACUAUGCGGCGACCCUCUACCAAUGUGCCUCGAAGAUAGCUUGAAGCUAUCCACCACUAAUUCGAGGGACAACAUGAAUGAUAACGAUGGAAACAUCUUCUCAUUUAUGCAAGAAGUUGGGAUAUCAAUGGGCUUUGGUUUUGGGAUGGUGUUGGAGAUUGGUUCUAUGUCAGGAUUGCUGAGUUCGUAUCCAAAUGGAGACGAAGCUGAAAUGCAGGUUUUAGAGUUGAAUGAAGGUGCACAAAGUCAUGGUUUGUGA
This is a messenger RNA of Salvia hispanica, 2220 nucleotides long. Lineage: Eukaryota; Viridiplantae; Streptophyta; Magnoliopsida; Lamiales; Lamiaceae. The record is from RefSeq and is a predicted model, not a curated record.